GGAACACAGUGUGUUUGUUCUUUGGAGAAAAGCAAGUUGCUACAACAAGCACUGAGGAAGAGGAGCAAGAGAGACCUAGCCACUGGCAGAACAAACAACAUGACCUCGAUGACUUCAACAGGCCCCAUGGCCAAUUCUGUGUUUGUGAUAGCACCUCACAACCGGUAUCCUGUGACCUUGGGAGGCAUGACUCAGGUGCCCGUAUAUCCAUUCAACCAGACUCAAGUCCACCCAGUUCCUGGGAAUGCACAUGGUUUGGAGCUGCCUACGUAUAUGCAACCUGCCCAGAGAACCUUGAGAGAGGGCAAAGUUUUAGGGGCCAUACAGAUUCUGAUCGGCCUGGUACACAUCGGCCUCGGCAGCAUCUUGGGGACCAUCGUGUCCACGUACUAUAUACCUGUGUCAUUGGCCGGAGGCUAUCCCUUCUGGGGAGGCAUAUGGUUCAUCAUUACAGGAUCCCUCACAGUGUCGUCAGAAGUGCAGCCAAAUUCUCCUUGCCUGCUGAAAGGAAGCUUGGGCUUGAACAUCAUCAGUGCAGUCUGUUCUUUGGUUGGAAUUGCCCUCUUCAUCACAGAUAUGAGUGUCAACUCCGCACGAUUCUACCCCAACUACUAUCCUUACUAUGGUGUGGCCCCUGGAAUAGGUACUUCUGCUGUGCUGUUCAUCUUUAGCCUCCUGGAGUUCAGCAUUGCCUGCACGUGUACCCAGUUUGGCUGCCAACUGGUUCAACAUUCACAAAACAAUGGGACCGUGGUCAUGCCCCCAACCAUCUAUGUAACAAACCCAAUGGUCAUCCCAGAACCAGGGAACUCGCCACCACCAUACUCCGGGUAG
Messenger RNA from Molossus molossus (Pallas's mastiff bat), 834 nucleotides. Its product is annotated as membrane-spanning 4-domains subfamily A member 8-like. Gene Ontology annotation, biological process: cell surface receptor signaling pathway. Lineage: Eukaryota; Metazoa; Chordata; Mammalia; Chiroptera; Molossidae. The transcript has 7 exons. Gene Ontology annotation, cellular component: plasma membrane. The record is from RefSeq and is a predicted model, not a curated record. Bases 100 to 834 code for a protein of 244 amino acids.